Asterias rubens (European starfish) is the source of this 1302-nucleotide messenger RNA. Its product is annotated as protein CREG1-like. The record is from RefSeq and is a predicted model, not a curated record. The transcript has 5 exons. The coding region runs from base 260 to 892 and encodes 210 amino acids. NCBI's taxonomy places the organism in Eukaryota, Metazoa, Echinodermata, Asteroidea, Forcipulatida, Asteriidae.
UUUGCAAUUUAUUUGCGUCAUGUAAUUAAUGUUCCGACUUUUGACAGCAGAUAGACGGACUUGACCCAGUUCGCGGUCAUGGAGAUAGAAAUCGUCUAUUUAGUAUAAAUACCCCAGACAAAUCAAUAGUGUUCAUAGUAUUGUCGUGGGGACAGGGGCAACAACAACAACUAAACAACAAAGUCUUCCAAUAUAUUUUAUUUUCCACUUCGAAUUCUGCUAGUCACGACGGGAUUUUUGUACAACACACACCGUGACCAUGCAGCAAGCAAACUACGCAAAUCUUUUGUUGACUGCUGUCGUUGUGUUGGGGUUUUGCAGUACGGCAGUGCAAUGUUUUUCAAAGAAGGAUAAGUAUCCACCACCGCCACCGAUAGAGCAAAGAGCCGAGAUGGCUCGUUAUGUUGUACACAGGGCUGACUGGUGUACUCUGACGACCAUCUCGAGCAAUUCUGACCUCCUUGGUCUGGCGUUUUCUGAGCCGACGUCAGUGAGUGACGGCACCGUUGCAAACAGCACUGGAGUACCAGUGAUGUACCACGCCAUACAGAGCUACGUGAUGCAGGACAUUAUGAAAAACAGCAAGGUGACGCUGAGUUUCAGCGAAGCAGUGUUUGGUGCUGAACAAUGCAACCCUGGCCCAGAAUCUGAUCCCGAGUUUCCACUGUGUGCUCGUGUUACCAUAAUGGGCAAUGCCGUCAUCCUAACCGACCCCAAAGAAAUCGCAGCUGCCGAAAAAGCCCUCUUCUCACGCCACCCAGCAAUGGCCUCUUGGUCUAAAGCGCACGAGUUCAAAUUUUUGAAGCUCAACAUAACCAAUGUUUUGAUCAUCGAUUUCUUCGGUGGAUGGGUCACUGUACCGGUGGAUGAGUACAUGAAAGCAAAACCGUAAGGAGGGACCAGGAUACCAGACUAUGAUUAACGCUUUUUUAAACUAUCGUAGCUUUUUUCGAAACUUCUGCUUUUUUUAAUUAAUUAAGAGGCUUUGCCUCUGCUUAGGGUCUGGCUGCGGAUUCCAAUUGAUAUUAAACCGUGAGGAGAGAACAGGACACCAGGCUAUGAUUAACGCUUUUUUAAACUAUCGUAGCUUUUUUCGAAACUUCUGCUUAGGGUCUGGCUCCGGACUCCAAUUGAUAUUAAACCUGUGCAAAUUUGGUCUUUCAGUUGUGUGAGUCAGGAGAAAAUAGUGAAAAACUAUUCAUGUUUUUCAGCAUUUGUAAACACACUAAUUUUGGUUGUAACAACCGAUAUCAGCAGUAAGGAAACAUUUCACAGAAAAAAUUAUUUUAGUAUGAACUUCAU